Molecule: messenger RNA, 2790 nt
Organism: Epithele typhae
Lineage: Eukaryota; Fungi; Basidiomycota; Agaricomycetes; Polyporales; Epitheliaceae
Exons: 15
Coding region: 1-2790 (929 amino acids)
Source: RefSeq, a predicted model, not a curated record
AUGGCACCAUCCAACCCUAAAAGGGCCGCCGCAAAAUUCUACCAGGAGGACAUCGUCCAACGGAAAGACGACCCCAAGACAUACGGGGUGGUUCUGAGAUGCUGGCAGGAUGCAGAAGAUAUUCACCCUCCCGCCGAUAACGCGGAUCCGCUCAUGAGGCCACUCGUCCAGGGAGAGGUCGGCGUGUCGUAUUUUCCGCAACCGUUACGGGAGAUCAUCACGGAAGACCAGCUCACGCUGGUAGACCGAAUGUACCAGCCUGGGGACCUGCUCAAGCGCAGCGUGGACGAUGUGCGUUCCGGUAUCGUGACCAGGACCAUCGUAAAGGGUCGCCUGGAUCAUGCCAUUAGCAGCGAACCUGUGCCAGACUGGAAAUGUCUCGGAGAUUUGCGCGCGGCGGUUGAGAUCGACAUGGGAGACUAUGUCAUCUAUAACGAUUGGGUCGGCCAGGUUGUUGAAAUGUUUGACGAAGCCUGCGUCGAAGUUUCCGGAGGAAGUCUUGUUCGUCUACCGGAACUGAGCGCUCGCCUCGCGGUCGGAGAGAGAGGACCCGACAUUCUUCCUCAGCCUAUGUCUACUGUACAAGGGCUGUUCGGAUUUCUUCUGGGUAGCACUCAACCGAGUGCUGCAGAUACCGUGGUUUCUGUCAAGCACACGGUCCUCGCUAUUGCAUGGCUAGCAAUCAACCAAACGCUCACUCCGGAGGCGGCUCAAGCCAAGCCACGUCCCCAACGCUAUUGGUACGGGCAAGACCUCGGGAAACUUCUUAUUGUCUCAAGUAGAGCGGAGGAGGAGAUGCGCGUUGGUGACCGCGUCCGACUAAAGAGCGGCCAACCCACGCCCACUACGAAACACGGCAGGACGGCAGACAAGGAUGGUAUCAUCGAGGUCGACACCCUUGUAGUGCAAGAGACCGAAACCACCAUCGAAAUCCUGUGGCAAGAUGGAACAAAGGAGACCCUGCCGGCAAAGGAAACCGUUCCGUAUCUGAACCCGGACGAGUACGAUUGCUGGCCUGGGGAUCAUGUUCUCUGGAAGACGGAAGACUCAAAGAGGCACGUCAUAGUACAGUCAGUAAAUGCCAAAGAACGAACUGCACAGGUCCGCGUCGUCGAAACAAGAGCAAUCGAACUCGCAUCCGUGCUGGAACUCGACCCGCAUGGCACGAACGACUGGUCGGCAAUCGCCCCCACCGACGGUCUUGGAAUCCGCCGCGGAGACCUCGUUUUCAUUCACGCUGAGAACUCAACAAAUGGUGCCACUACACCGAUGGUCCCGCGAAUCGGCGAGGUGGAAGAAUGGGUCCGCGAGACCCCCGUCGUCGGCUCGAAUGGCCAGCUUGGCGGCUGGCGACGAGCGAUGGCAGACAUCGGGACCCAGAUAGCGGAAGCGCGUGGCAGGGAGGGUGCCGUCGAGGAACCACCAAUUCUUCGUCUUCCAAGGGGUGACACCUCCAUUGACUGGUUUGGCGAAAUCUCUGACCUCCGGUUAGACGGCACGAUUGAGAUCAUGCUCCCUGGCGGUGUCCCCCGAGUGGUGCCGCUGGACAGGUUGACACGAUUGUAUGACAGUCUCGAACAGCUGGAAGACAUGUGGGAUGACAACGAGGGGACGAUCGACGACCAGGGCUCGGAUGUUGAGGUCUGGGAGAUGGACCAGGACGGUCAUUGGGUGGAGGGCCGCGCGUCGGACAACGAUGACUGGGAGUCCGCGGAAGAAGACGAGGACGAGGUGAUGGAGGACGCCGAAGAAGGGGAGAGUGGUGACUGGUCACCAUCCACGGUUACGGUCAUCCCACCACCGAAUAACGGGAUACCCAUGGACGUUGACUCUACAUCAAGCGAGGAGCCUAGGCCUGAUCCUACUCGCACACAGACUCCUGACGUCCCGAAAGAGGCAGUCACAGCCCCCGACGAUGAUGCGGAAAGCGAGGACGGCGAAAGUCUUUGGAAACGCUUCGAGGUACUGCCUGCCGCACCAGUGGACCACGCGUACUACAAUACCACGCCCGCACAGCCGUCGCGAAACUUCAUGGCGCGCCUCACGAAAGAGUACAAGGCACUCCAGAGUAGUCUGCCAGAUUCGAUCCUCGUGCGCGCAUACGAGGACCGGUCGGACCUCCUGCGGUCGCUGAUCAUCGGCCCCGAAAACACACCCUACGAGAACGCGCCGUUCGUCAUUGACUGGAUGCUCGACUCAAACUUCCCACAGACGCCACCCGUCGCGCACUUCCUCAGCUGGACGAAUGGGAACGGGAGAGUGAACCCGAACCUGUACGAGGAAGGGAAGGUCUGCCUGUCGAUCCUCGGGACGUGGGCGGGAGACAAAAGCGAGUCGUGGAGCGCGGCGCGGUCGUCGCUGCUGCAGGCGUUCGUGUCCAUUCAGGGGCUGGUGCUUGUGAAGGAGCCGUGGUUCUGCGAGCCAGCGUACGAGAAACUUCGGGGAACCGAGGACGGCAUUGUGAACAGCCGACUAUACAGCGAGAAGGCGUACGUCCUCUCGCGCGGGUUCGUCCGUCGCGCACUCGAGGUCCCGCUGGGCAGCCUGGAAGAGGAGCUGCGAUGGUUCUACUACACGAACGGGAAGCUGACGAAGGUGUUGGAGGAUGCGCGGGCUCUGAUCAAGAAGAGCCAGGAAGGCAAGGAAGAGCCUACGGAGGCGGACCGGGAGUUGGCGGUGCCCAGGUUAUCUGGUGGCGGGAUCAUCACGCUCGAACGGACACUGGUCAAGCUGCAGGCUCUGCUGGACGCUCACUCGGCGGGCGUGCCGUCGGAGAAGCCGCAGGCGUGA